Betta splendens (Siamese fighting fish) is the source of this 3553-nucleotide messenger RNA. RefSeq lists its product as uncharacterized. The coding region runs from base 553 to 1551 and encodes 332 amino acids. The transcript has 3 exons. The record is from RefSeq and is a predicted model, not a curated record. Gene Ontology annotation, molecular function: GTP binding. Lineage: Eukaryota; Metazoa; Chordata; Actinopteri; Anabantiformes; Osphronemidae.
AUUCUUUGAAUGUCCAACAGGUACUGCACUAAGAUGACUUCAAAUGUGACGCAGUAAAAACAGCAACUGGUGAAUUGACAUAAAAAGGGAACGUGCCCUAUAUUAGAAAGAAAUACUGUAAUUGAACUCACUACUGUAUAUUUACACUUUUAAAAAUACAAUAACUUAAUAAAUGCGCUUUAAAAGUACGGUUUAUCAGAUACAGUCUACGUUUCCAGAGCACAGUAUUUAUAUUCUUUAGUUGUAUAUUUUAUGAUGACGAGACGUGUAUUACUGUAUUAUUAUUACUGUUCUGCUUGUGAACGUUACAUAAGUUCUGGUGUCUGUAGGUCCGUGAACGCACCACUUCUACUUAAACAUCUCGUUAGAACUUAAAAACCUCCGAACCGUGGCUGGACUUUUACGAACUAGUCCACUAUUACAGCACUGCAGUACAAGCAGCACUGGGCUGGGCUCCAGAACCACGAGCUGGGCUGGGCUCCAGAACCCAGGACUGGGCCGGUCCCGUGGAACCAGGAAGUGUUUUUAUCCGCGAGACAACGCUGAGGAGAGAUGUCUUCACACGCAGAGCUGAGGCUGGUGGUGCUGGGCCGGACCGGGGCAGGGAAACGUUCGGCCGUGUGCGCCAUCCUGGGCCUGGACUCCGAGCAGGACGCGGACGGUCCCGGUCCACAGGAGAGCCGCAAACACCGCGGCCAGGCGGCAGGCAGACAGGUGGCCGUGGUGUCCGGGCCGCCCUGGUUCGGCUCGGGCUGCGACCCGCAGCAGCGGAGGAGGCACCUGUCGGCGCUGGUGGCGCUGUCCAGCCCCGGGCCCCACGCCUUCCUGCUGUGCGUCCCCGUCAACCGGCCGGCCGACGAGGAGGCCGAGGCGCUGGCCGUUCUGGGCCGCCUGUUCGGCGCCUCGGCCGUCAGCAAACACACCGUGGUUCUGUUCACGCACACCGAGGAGCUGGAGGAGGACGAGCAGCUGGACGACUACCUCGCCGCCUGGCGCCACGACCUUCAGGAGCUGCUGCAGAGGUGCGGCGGGCGCCACCACACGCUGGAGGCGCGGGCCGGGGCGCCGGGGGCCAGGGCGCCGGGGGCCGGGGCGCCGGGGGCCGGGGCGCCGGGCCGGGGCGGUGGAGGAGCUGCUGGAGAAGGUGGAGCGGGCGCUGCAGGAGAGCGGGGAGCCGCACCUCCGCUGCCUGCUGUACCAGCAGACGGAGCAGCGGGUGAGAGAGAAGCAGGUGGAGCUGGCGAGGGGCAAAGCGGGGGGCGCCGCCACGGAGGAGCUCCCGGAGCAGCUCCUGGAGGAGGUCCGGGACGAGGCGGAGAGGAGCGUGGGCGACCUGGACCUGGACGUGGACGCCAUCUUCCCCUCCGGCGCCGCGGGCCCCGCGGGCGAGCCCUCGCUCGCCCGCCGCCUGUGGGGGCUGCUGACGGGGUGGACGCAGUGGCUGCCCACGCUGGUGAGGAGGGAGUCGCUGCUGGGGGCGCUGGUGGGCCUGUUUGUGGGGGGGCCCUUUGGGGGGGUGGUGGGGGCCACGGUGGGCUCCGUGGCCACUGAGGUGGGGAGAAGGAAGACGGAGAAAACCAAAUGAGCCCAGUCGCUUCACUGCAUCGCAGCAAACAGAGUCAGCUGCUUCACCGACGAGCUGUUACACUAAGAUACGAUCUGUAAAUACGACUACGUUGCUAAUGUCCUCGUUCUGAGAAACACGAGGCUGGAAGUAAUCUGGGGCCUCAGCUGAUCAAACUGUCAGUGUAGCAGAGUGUGAAUUUGUUUUGUUUUGUUUUGUUUUGUUUUGUUUUGUUUUGUUUUGUUUUGUUUUGUUUUGUUUUGUUUUGUUUUGUUUUGUUUUGUUUUGCUAUGUUUUGUUUUGUUUUGUUUUGUUUUGUUUUGUUUUGUUUUGUUUUGUUUUGUUUAGGCUUGGUUUGUUUAGGUUUGGUUUGGUUUGUUUUGUUUUGUUUUGUUUUGUUUAGGUUUGGUUUGUUUUGGUUCGGUUCGGUUUCAGCUUUUCCUUUUUUACCACUGAUGAUACAAAUUAAAUAAGAGCAGACUAAGAACGCGUCAAUGUAUUAUAUAUAAGUUGUAGAAAUGAUUUUGCUUUGACUUUAGUUAUAAAGCUUUGGUUAAUGCAGCUUUAGACAAAAGCUAAAAUGUUUACACUGAGGAAGUACUUUGAUCAUUUGCUUAAUAAAAGUGCCAGUAAGUAAAAGUACAAACAGUAAAAUUUAAUCUUUAUUACAGAUAAAUUACCUCACCACUUUAACGUCCCAGCAGCUUGUUUUUACUCAGUAUUUGUUGUUUGAGAAAAUGUUUAUAAUUAGAAUAAGUAUAUGUUUUAUGAUUUAGUCUUCGUAUUCAUCCAGUAGACGUGGAUUAAAAGAAGAAAGGGACGAUGAAGCACGGACUAAACUCUUCCCACUCGGAUCCUGUAACUUCUGAAGCUACCGACUGAAGCCUCCAGCAGGUGGAGACGUGAGCCUAAAAGGUUCAACUCAGUAAGAAACGCUGCUGUUUCCUUCAGUGUCAUCAGCUCACGGACUUUCAGCUGGUAACAAGGUCAAAGGUCAAACGUCCUCGUAGCAGGAUGAGGCGAUGGUUGCAUGAACCUGGAUUCCUCCGCACUCAAUGGCAGCUCGGGUCUGUGACACUGAUGUAAUUGACACUGCCAAACGCGUCAGUCAGAACCCGUCCUCACAUCGCUCUCCGCCUCGGGAACAGCUGGGCGUUUCCGAGUGUGGGUGGUCCGGUCGGGAGAGAGAGGGAGAAUUAGCCCGUCUCUCAUGUUUCCCAAAAAAGAGAGAGUGAGAAUCAGCGUAGGAGAGAGCGAGGCGGAGAACGCGCUCUGGGACCACAUCUGUCCUCCAGAUGUGGCCUCCACAGUUGUCUGAAACAGGAAAAAAGGUUUUAAAGUAAAGGAAAAUUGGUGCUAAACAGUUUUUUAUUGUUAGGGAUUACGCAUCCAGUCCAGACUAGAGCUUAGAGAGCCAGGAUCCGCUGCCUUCUCUCUUUAAUAAAGCGACACCACAAGCCUUGAAGUCCAAGUGUAUGAAGGAACACCUGUCCAAAUAUUAUUCAGUCCUGGUGGAUCCACAUCACGGAGAAGAGAGCAGCUACAGAGCCAGAGGAAGAUGAUGGAGGGGAAGAUGUUUUUACAGGAAACAAACACAAAUCAGUCUGCAGCCGGCCGGAGGAGACCAAGGAGGAGAUGGAAGACGACGAGGAGAGGAAGGAGGAGAGGAAGGAGGAGACAAAGGAGGCGACAAGGAGACAGAGGAGAUUAAGAAGGAGACAAAGGAGGCGACAAGGACACUGAGAUGACGAAGACAGGAGACGAAGGAGAAGAUGGAAGAAGACGAGGAGACGAACGAGGAGACAAGGACACACAGAAGACGAACGAGGAGACAGGAGACAAACGAGGAGACAGAGGAGAUGAAGGAGGAGACUGAGUUUGGCAUGAAACAAACAAGUGAUUGACAAAUUAAGUUACAACACAUUUUAAUUGAAUAUUAUUUUGUGCUGGGUGAAGUAAACAAACACUACAUGUUUUUCAUGACACGGA